This is a messenger RNA of Halichondria panicea, 2604 nucleotides long. Its product is annotated as pyridoxal-dependent decarboxylase domain-containing protein 1-like. Gene Ontology annotation, cellular component: intracellular membrane-bounded organelle. Lineage: Eukaryota; Metazoa; Porifera; Demospongiae; Suberitida; Halichondriidae. The record is from RefSeq and is a predicted model, not a curated record. Gene Ontology annotation, molecular function: carbon-carbon lyase activity; pyridoxal phosphate binding. Gene Ontology annotation, biological process: carboxylic acid metabolic process. The transcript is spliced from 25 exons. Bases 125 to 2431 code for a protein of 768 amino acids.
ACAAGUAUGUACGUAUGUGUGCCUGCCUUGCAACCAUACAGAGCUUGUGUACAAAAAAAGGUAUACCACGUGGUUAAGUAGGCCUAGUUUGCUACCUACUACGUACCUAUCAGCUAGCAGAAAGAUGGAUCAGUCAGAGCUGAAUGCUGCUGUACAGAAAUGGCUCGAGGAUCUCUUGCAGCCAAUUGAGAGCCAAGUUAAACCUGUGUCUCCCGCCAUUGCACCGGAGUCCCAGGAGUUCAGUGUGGUACUGGAGAAACUGAAGCAGCUGUUAAAACUGGAGGAAAUUCCCAAGACUUCGCUGCGUGCAGGAGGAACCCAUAUCGCAGUACUAGCUCGCAGCGUGGCUGCUUACCUCUAUGUGGCCCUCUCCACCGUUGACAUUGACAAGGCCUCCAGGCAGCUGUCCCUUCAGACCACCAAGACACUCAUGGCCCUGUUUAAGUUGACAGGGAAGAAGCUGACUCCGUUCUAUCAUGACGACCUCAAAGAGGGCUUGGCAAGAGUUAUGCAGAUGGCCAUCUUUGCUAAGUAUGACAAAUAUGCUAUCAAUGGAUGCUCUGAAUUUCACGAAAAGGCUCCAGUGUUCUACAUCAGUGACUCUGGGCAGCUGUCCCAGCUCUAUAAUGUCUGUGGAAAGUUUGGGAUCCCACAAUCCUCCUGUUGCCUCGUUCCAUGUGGUCCUAUCGAGCAGUCAACUAAUACAAUGAAUGUGGAGGCAUUAGAGGAGGCGGUGUCACGUGAUGUGAGUGAGGGGCGUGUACCCGUGAUGGUGAUCGCCCACGCUGGCACACCAGUCACAGGUCACGUGGAGGACAUGAGCAAGAUACGAGAGAUUUGCAACAAGCAUAACAUCUGGAUGCACGUGCAGGGACAUGCUGUUUCCUCUCUCUGUCUUAACACCGAGGACCAAGAAGUGACUGCAUGUCGCGAGGGAGACAGUAUUACUCUGAGCCCUGGGACGUGGUUUGGUCUGCUCAGCUGUCCUUUUCUUACACUGCACAAGACACCGUACAUUAUUGACACUGACGAUAUGGAGAAUCAAGAAGUGUUUCCGCCUGUUGACAUGGCGAUACCUGAUGGGUGUGUACCUAUCCCUCGCUCCAGCUGGGCUGGUAUGUUGCCAGGGGGACUCAACAAGCUCCUCCCACUCUCAUUGUGGCUCUGCUUGCAGUACCUAGGCACUAACACACUUGUGGAGACUGUCUCCUACUGCCAUAACCUCACUCAGCACAUGAUCACCAAGCUGGAGGAAGUCCCUGGCAUUAGGAGAUUUGAUAUCCCAAAGCAUCAGUCAUUUGUCGUGCUCUUCAAGUAUUUUGGAGGAGGAGAGGUGGAGUUUACUCCGCUAGUGGCCCCAUCCACUCCAGACAGUGAGGAGCCACCGUCUGAAGAAGCACCCACUUCAGAGGAGACCACACCCACUAUGGUUAUUGAGGAGCUGGAGAUGCCUACCUGCAAUGUGGCCAAUGCUAUGAUUGCAAGAGACCUUCAAGCUCACUUUGCGAAGGUUGGCGUCUCUCCCCUCAAGCUGCCUCACCAGGGAGUCUGCUUCAAGUUCAACCCCAUCAUCUCUUUUCCAGAGCACAGUACAUCGUUAGAAGAUGUCGAUAGAUUAAUUGCAGCCCUCCAGCACAGAUUGACAUCGCUGCACACAACGGCUCUGGCGAGGCGGCUUAUAGAGACUCAACUGAAGGGUCAGCCCAACCUCAGGUGUCUCGAGUUCCCCUCUUUCUUUGGCAGUGGAUUUAUUCAGUAUGUUCCCAGCGGAUGGGCGUCCAAGACAGAGCUUUCUCUCGAGGAGGUGAAUGAGCUCAACAAGAUGAAUGUGGACCUAGCAAAUACAAUGGCAGAGAAGAACUCUGCCUUCAUGCCGUUCCAGCAUGGCAACUUCAGCUGCAUCAUGAUCAAGGAGCUAUCUGCAGAUACAAAUCUUCAAGAGUUUGUACUGGACUUACUGGAGGAGACAAAGAUGUACGAGGAAAACAAAAAGUUUCUAGAGGGUAUGUCUGAGAAGAUCAUUCAGGGCAUUCAGUCAGCACAGAGUGACCUGCAUAAGGAGAAGUCACAGAAAGAACAGGACGAGGGUAUGCUUAGAAACCUUCCUCUGGUUGGCUCUGUUUGGAGUUGGUUCUCUCCUGCUUCCCCUAGCACUCCUCAAGGUCGUCAGUUUGACCUGUCAUCAGGCAAGGUUCAAUCCACGGAGAGCACAUACAAGCACAAGAUGCAGGUGCAGGAGGGAAAGUCAGCUGACACAUCCUCUUCUACCAUUGAGAGCUCACCACCAGACCAACUUUUAGCCGAUCCAAACGAGACCAGUACACCAGACAAGACGGAGGGGCCAACUAAUGAAACUCCACCCACUCCACCAAUAGAAGAACAGCAACGUGGUGAUGAGGUUGCUGAGCAACAGACUGCUACAACGAACUAGAUAAGCAAUUUGGUGCUUUGUGAUAAUUUGAGCUUUGAUGGUUUAUUUGUAGUACAUUUUCAUUCUUAUAUUAGAUCACCUAUAUAAUUAUAUCAGGUACAUGUAUAUCAGUGUAAUUAAUUUUCUGGUCUUUAAGACUGCUUUAUUGUUCAUUAAUUUUGGCGAUAAUUUUG